This is a messenger RNA of Doryrhamphus excisus (bluestripe pipefish), 5202 nucleotides long. It is a transcript of the gene fitm1, whose product is annotated as fat storage inducing transmembrane protein 1. Gene Ontology annotation, biological process: lipid storage; phospholipid biosynthetic process; lipid droplet organization. Lineage: Eukaryota; Metazoa; Chordata; Actinopteri; Syngnathiformes; Syngnathidae. The record is from RefSeq and is a predicted model, not a curated record. Gene Ontology annotation, molecular function: coenzyme A diphosphatase activity. Gene Ontology annotation, cellular component: endoplasmic reticulum membrane.
ACAUGCAGCCCGCAUGAAGUGGUCUUUCUGCACAAUAUGUUGAAAAUGUCCUACAGUAUAAGUAUUUUUUUUUAACAAUUUUAAGACCAAAAUGUGUCUUGUAGAUCAGGGGUGAUCAAACUUUAUGGUAAAAUUAAAAAAAAUAGAAGGGCCACUUUGAUAUUUUGCAUUUUGUAAACCAACCCAUGUAGAUAUAUGCUCACAAAUUAUGUAUUUUUAAAGACAAAAUGGCCUCCAUUUCAGUUUUGUAUUAUAGUUGACAGUAUAUUAUUACUUUUUCUCCACUGCUCAUUUUUUCUAUUUAAUGUUUUAGCAGGGCAGCAUGGCGGUUUAGUGGUUAGCGCGCAGACCUCACAGCUAGGAGACCAGGGUUCAAUUCCACCCUCGGCCAUGUCUGUGUGGAGUUUGCAUGUUCUCCCCGUGCAUGCGUGGGUUUUCUCCGGGUACUCCGGUUUCCUCCCACAUUCCAAAAACAUGCUAGGUUAAUUGGUGACUCCAAAUUGUCCAUAGGUAUGAAUGUGAGUGUGAAUGGUUGUUUGUCUAUAUGUGCCCUGUGAUUGGCUGGCGACCAGUCCAGGGUGUACCCCGCCUCUCGCCCGAAGGCAGCUGGGAUAGGCUCCAGCACCCUCAACCCUCGUGAGGAAAUGAAUGAAUGAAUGAAUUUUUUAGCUUUUUUUCCAUAUUUUUUUUCCGAAAGUCAUGUGCAUCAUGGAACUUGUAGUUGUCAGCCCACUACCAUAACAAGCUCUUUAUUAUACCACUAAAAAAAAAACAUAUAAUUGUCUUAACAAAGCCCGACACAGAUCUAAGUUUACUUCUUCAAAGGGUCCAGCAACGAGCACCAACUUCCCAAAGUCAUGUGAAAGUCAUUUUAAUGGCAGCGACACCAUUAAAGCGCGCUAAAAUUACACAGCUAUUCCUCUGUAGUAAUCAAUCCCCUUUCAUACAGAGGAGGCGUAACCAAUGAAUGGCAUUUUUUGCAAAUGAAAACAAGUUAAUGGUGAAGAAGUUGCGCUAAUGACUAUUUUGUGCAUGAGCGUCGGCGAGAAACGACAGCUGACACAAAAAAAAAGCGUCGGUGACAAAACGCAGCUGCUGGCGGCGCCAAAUGCAUCUCCUAAAUUAGCUUUUAACAGCUGACUCCAGAAGAAAGUGAAGUGAGUUGAUGUGAAUUAAGAUGCAUUGCGGGGAUUCUUUUUAAGGCACAGUUUAAUGUCAUGAAGGAGUUAAAGCAUGGCUGCACUCAAGGUUUAAGGGGGGGAGGCGGGGCGGGCUUUAAGGGCAAAGGGGAUGAUGGGGGGGUGUAUUUUUAUAAACCAUGUGCUCUCCUUCACACCUGUCGGUCUCAUAGCACACAGUUCAACUCCAUUCACACACACGCCACAUUCAAGAAGAAGACUCCCAAGAUGGUUUCAGGGCUCAUCGUUCUGGCAAAUUUUCUUCUCGGGCUCCUGAACGCCUCACUGGUGUUCGUAACUAACCUCACAGGCAGAGUUGUGGGCAGCGAGGCGUUCAGGAGGCAUUUCCACUUAUUGUUGUCCACUUUGGUUCUGGUCGGGCCCGUGCUGAGUUUGUGGGUGUCCAAGUACAGCAUCUUUGCAAACAGCAACCACUAUCUUUACAGGAAGUUCCUCAGUUCAACUUGGGGUUGGACUUGCACCCUAACAAGUUCUUUCAUCAUCCUCCUGUCCCUCUCAGCCCAUCACUCAGCCUCCCUCUGCCUCCGCCACCUCUCUCGACUCGGCCUCUCAGGCCUGCUUUGGUUGGGAUACCAGCGUCUCCUCACAUUGCUGGAGGACGCCGCCGGGACCUGCUAUGAGCCCGUCCUCCAUGGCCAGGAGAGCUCUGCAAACUCCGCACAGCCUCUUCUGCUUCUCCACGAAGACCAGACUAAAGCCUCCUGCCUUAACGCCAAAAUGCUUUGGAGAGGAUAUGAAGUAUCUCAGGAUGUUCUCAUUCUUUGCUUGUGCUGCCUCUUGCUUGUGGAGGAGCUGUCAGUUUUUGGACAUCACCUCAAACAAAAGUUCCCCCACGGAGGCCCCCUCAGGUUCAUUUUCCUCCUCUGUGUGCUUCUUCUCGCCGUCUGGGUGUUCCUGCUACUGUGUGUGCUGGCACACUUCCCAAAUUUCCCCGCGCAGCAGCUAGGAGGAGCUCUUGGCUACCUAGGAUGGAGAGGCCUCUAUCAAGGAUGGUUCCGACUCAAACCAAACUGGCACUGUCCCGGUCUGCCUGGAGUGGAGAUUUCACCCAGCACACCUAAUUAGGAUGCUUGCUUGCAACUGUAGAAGUACUGUCAUGAAAUCAUGGAGUUCGAUUCCCAACGUAUCCCACCAGACAACUGAUUAUGACAUACAGAAUGCAAGAAAUCCUCUUUUAUUUUGUCACGUGUUGGAAAAGAUAAACAAGAAAAGCGAAGAUACACAAUGGCAGUGCGGCCCGUUUGUACUUCCUUGAUCUGGCACGGUUACUCAUGUUAGUAGAUGAGCGCUUUGCAGUCUCCCCGAGGCCUCUUAAUUUUGGCAUAGUUCUUGGUGAUGAUGUCAUAGAGUGCCGCCUAAAAGAGGAACAAAGGCGUCAGAGUCAUAGGUCUGUGACUUGUGUAUUUUGCACUCCUGUUAUAUAGAGGAUCUUUGGCCAGCCUUUUCACAGCAGAGCACCCCUGUCGUAUAAAAAGGCGGGACAAAAAUGAUGCCAAUCAAUGAAAUUAUUUUUUUCCAUUUGGUUGGUGGCCACCACAUAGGGAAGGAAAAGGUGAUGAUAACCAUUGAACAGGAAAUUUAACUUAUUGCAAUAGGCUCAGUGCAGUUAAGAUUACUUCCUUACACAAACAAUAAAUACAGUAAUCCCUCGUUUAUCACUGUUAACUGGUUCAAUCCUAAGUAGAAUGCCUUAUUUAAAAAUGCAAUAUUUGUGUAGUUAUACCAUAGAAAAUCAGUUUAUGACCUUCUAUGUAUAUCUUUUAAUAUUAGAGCACUCUGGACUUGAUAUAGCACCCCUAUUGUCACCUUUACACAUAUAUUACUAAUCUAAUCUGUGAAAAUAAGCCAUUAAAGAGAUAAAUAAGACCCGUGCUGGUGUGUGUUUCAAAUCAUGUUUUCCAGAUGUGUGGACAGGAAGUGACAUCAGCGAUUCAGAAUUGAGUUUUAGCUGGAGUAAGACUGGCACUGUCUGCCAGCACAGCUAAUUAGGAUGCUCACUUGCAACAGAUAAUUAUUAUGUUGUUAUUUUUGUGUGAUAAAAGCCUGUAGUGCAUGUUACUAGUGACACCUAGUGGCAGCUCAUCAGUAUUGUUAUGCCUUAAACUGGUUUAAUUAAAGUGGGGUACACCAAUUGUAAUAGGUAGUGAAUGAUGUAAAAGAGAAACAAUUUGCGCCUAACACUCACAAUUACGAGUGUGCCUUAACGCCUCCGGUUGAAUUUUUAUUUUGCAUUAUUUCCUAUGGGAAACAUUGUUUUGAAGAAUGCUGUGCAUCAUACUGAAAGAUCAUUUUAUGUUGCUAAAUAAGGUAACAUCUCUGAGUGUGAUGCAUCAGACAGUAGCGCCAUCAUCUCCCUAUCUCUAAAAGUGGAUCUAAUGCAAGAGCAUGCAGUUUUAAUGGUGUGUGUAUGAACGCGGUGUUUUAAUAGAAGGCAGCUGUAGCGCUUACUUACAUAUGUGGCGCACAUGUCCAGCACCGUGAGGCGGAGCUCAAAAUACUGAGUCUGGUCCAAUUCGUGAACAAGCUCCCUGUAGUCUCCCUGGAGAACACGACACGAUGCUUUCAUGGUAUGGUUUAACUUGAACUAAUACAGAAUAGCACAUCCAGUAAUUCCACGACAUAAGGUACUGACCACGUGGGGUGUUUUCGAUGCUUUGGCAACUGCAUCCCCUCUCUCGCUGUAAUACCUGCAAACAAUACUCUGUUGUGAUACACUGGUAAGCGUAAUAUAACAAUUAUGCUAGUAGAGGCGCCCUUACUUUGAAAUCUGAGUCUGGAAUCCUUCGAUUUUGGUGCGUGAGCUUGUCAAUAUCUCAAACACUUUUUCCUUUGAAUGAAUAAAAAAAAAAUAAAUGUUAAAAAAAAAAGGAAUUUAAAAGAAAUAUGAACUGUAACGAACCUGCACUGCUACUCCGAAGUUGUUGCCGUCUUCAAUUUUGGGGAUUUGGAGUUGUAUCCACAUAGAAACCUGCAAUUCAUUGUGUGAGUGAAUAGUUGUGUACGCUGGAAGUACCAACAAUCAUGUGCUAUGGCUAUCAUCACGCUUUUUCAUUACUGUUACCCGUCACAAAAUAACACAGUAAAGCUAACAAACAAUAAUGUAGCUCUUUUAGUUGCCUUUCAAAAUAAUGCUUACUAUGUUAGUGUUGAUUGAAGGGUUCAUAUAUUUUUUUUCCAUCCACAACUAAAUGUCAGGACUAACCGUGUUGAGCUUCUCUUUCAGCGUCUGGAUCUGAGGCUUGACUUCUUGCAGGAGUUUCUCCACUCGUUCGUUGCAGCAAAUGGGACCACAAGGAGGGCCUGGUGCAAGAAAACAUCCCCCAUGUUGAUUAACAUAAGGUCUGUUACCUCCUUGGUGAGCUUCUUGGAGAAGUCAUCCACCUGCAACGAGCUCACAAUAAGGCACUUUUUUGGGAUUUUAAUUCAACAGCUCCCUUGUUUUAGCAGCAACUUCAACAACAUGACUUUACAGUAGCAUAACACCACAAGCAAAACAAGAUCAUAUUAUUAGGCCUAAAUAUGAAACAGGUAUAAAUAUGAUUAUUAUUACUAUGGCAUUGCUACUAUGAAUGAUAAUACAGUAAUAUAGAAGUAUAAGUAGGGGUGGCCGUUUAAGCGUCCAUUGCAUUAAAUACAAGUUAUCAACAAGCUAAAGUCUCUGCUGAGCAUUAGAGUAGAGAUACAGCAGAAAAAUAUGAAAUAGCAAAAAAAUAGGGGUCAUAUAAAUCAUUCAUUUAUUGUUUUGAAGCAAUUGUGACAAAAUUGACUGCACUACUUUUUCUCACCAGCGGAGGCGCUGUUGAUUCGACUUCAGCUUCCCAUUUAAAAACGUCUUUCUAAACAAACACACACAAAACAGCAACACACCUAAAUACCAAUGCACUUACUGCAUGCUUGGAAUGUGAUGAACUAUUUAAAAGUUUAUUUCGUUUUCUUUUUUUCACUUUACGUCUUGUUUUUUAACACGUCAUGCAUCUGUUUCCGGGUUCUGCCUCCACGCUAU